Messenger RNA from Doryrhamphus excisus (bluestripe pipefish), 1026 nucleotides. The record is from RefSeq and is a predicted model, not a curated record. Lineage: Eukaryota; Metazoa; Chordata; Actinopteri; Syngnathiformes; Syngnathidae.
GGUGAAAAACAUCCAAUCAGAGAUUGUAGCUUUUAGACGUGCUACGGCUAGCCAAUCAGAUCGCAGCUUCUUCAGUGAGGGACAUGACUGUUCUUGCACUGUAAACACGUGUCUAUCCUUUCUACCCACGGAGCGAUUACAGCAGCAAAAGCGUUCCUUGACAUCACCAAAAAUGGCCAAAAGCUUGCGGAGCAAAUGGAAGCGAAAGAUGCGAGCAGAGAAGAGGAAGAAGAAUGCUCCCAAGGAGCUAGCCCGGCUCAAACAAGCCCUGAGCCAGGACAAAAAAGCCGACGCCAUAAUGAGCGACAUGCAGGAGAUCGCCAUUGUGGUGCCGGCUGAAAAGAUCAGGAAGGAUGCAGACGUUGACGUGACAGAAGGUGGCGGCGGCGGUGGUGAUGAUGAUGAGGGGAAAAUGGACUUGGACAGCAAGCGGAACAAGAAGACGCUCCUGAAUGAACAUGGACAGUAUCCCGUAUGGAUGAACCAGCGACAGGCCAAGAAGCUGAAAGGCAAGCGGACGGCGAAGAAGGGAGGCCAGGUCAAGAAGAAGAAGGGCAUUGCCUGGUGAUGCAAGAUGUUUGCUUUCCAAAGACUGAAGAUGAUAUUGUCCUUAAUUAUGUUUAUUGAUCGAUAUAGACAGUCCGAUGUAUAUUCUGGUAUUUCCUCCAAACAAAAGAUACUUGGAGCAAUAUUCCUAUUCAAAACACGCAAAGCUCAGAAUUCCUUUCGACUCUCUAGAAGAUCGAUUUAUCAGAUUUAUCGGCGUACGAGCGACACAAUCUUACACGUGGACGUGACCGGACGCUGUGGGUCGGCGUCGCUCACUGCAUCAGCUCAACGUACGCCGCUGGAAAGAGGCCGGUGCGUCCGUGGCAACGUCCCUUCCACCAUCCCUCGUCGAUCAUCUCGAUGUCGGUGAUCACGUCGUCCGGAUUGAAGGAGAUCUCGUCUGUGUCCUCUGCGGAAAAUGAUCCGAUACGAGUGUAUGGGAAUUGAAAUCAAGAAAUAAAAGUAACGGCGUACCUC